This is a messenger RNA of Penicillium diatomitis, 282 nucleotides long. RefSeq lists its product as uncharacterized. The transcript has 3 exons. The record is from RefSeq and is a predicted model, not a curated record. Bases 1 to 282 code for a protein of 93 amino acids. Lineage: Eukaryota; Fungi; Ascomycota; Eurotiomycetes; Eurotiales; Aspergillaceae.
AUGGCCCGCUCUCGACGACAGGCUAGGUCAGAGUCGUAUAACGAUAAUCCACGGACUAGAGAAGAUAGCUCCAACGACAGUAGCGACGAGUACUCUAAGGAUAAUAACUCGCUUCGCAACCUAAUCAUACACUACGCCGAUACUCGUAUAUUUCUAAAGUACUACCUCGACCGACGGAUUAACAAGAACCUUCCUACUAUUAUCCGAGGCCUAGAUCCAGAUAAUAAUAUCAUAUAUAUAGCUUAUCGAAUAAGCCGGACUAUUAACCCCGACCGCCUAUAA